Messenger RNA from Corylus avellana, 1793 nucleotides. Its product is annotated as alpha/beta-Hydrolases superfamily protein. The record is from RefSeq and is a predicted model, not a curated record. Lineage: Eukaryota; Viridiplantae; Streptophyta; Magnoliopsida; Fagales; Betulaceae.
GGAAAUCCUGCGCUCAUUUUCUACUUCUUCAUCCCCAUCCCCAUCCCCAUCCCCUCCCUGGACCCCCACAACCGAAGUCAAUUUGAAACCCUAGAAAACCCUCUUUUCCCGUCACUUUCCCACCAGCCAAACACCAUCCCAAGCACCGGAACUUAAAAUUGAAUCAAAAUACUAGCAUAUCCCCGCAAAACUCCAACUGGGUCAAUCUUAAAAUCCGCAAUGAAUAUCACCUCCGCCAUGCGCACCAAAUCGAUUUGAAUCAAACUUUGUGGAAUUUAUUUAUUAUUUUAUUUUUUUGGAAGAAUUUUGGAUAUGGGGGCGGUAACGUCGUCCAUGGCGGCGAAGUUCGCGUUCUUCCCGCCGAGCCCGCCGUCGUAUGGGGUGAAGGAGGAGGAGGGGGAGGGUGGGAAGCUGAUAAUGACUGGGGUGGAAACGAGGGAAAACGUUGACGUUUUGAGGUUGAGAACCAAGAGGGGGAGCGACGUCGUGGCGGUGUACAUUAGCAACCCCUCGGCGUCUCUGACGAUGCUGUACUCGCACGGCAACGCGGCUGAUCUGGGUCAGAUGUACGGGUUGUUCUGUGAACUCGGUCUCCACCUCCGAGUCAACUUUAUGGGGUAUGAUUACUCGGGGUACGGGCAGUCUACUGGGAAGCCAAGUGAGCAGAACACUUACGCAGACAUAGAGGCCGCAUAUAGAUGCCUUGUAGAGAAGUAUGGAACAAAAGAGGAAGAUAUUAUCUUGUAUGGGCAAUCGGUUGGUAGUGGGCCCACAUUAGAUUUGGCUACCCGGUUACCGAAUUUGAGGGCUGUAAUUCUCCACAGUCCAAUCUUGUCUGGCCUCCGGGUCAUGUAUCCGGUGAAGAAAACAUACUGGUUCGACAUUUAUAAGAAUAUUGAUAAAAUACCCUUUGUCAAUUGUCCAGUUCUGGUAAUUCAUGGAACCGCUGAUGAUGUUGUUGGUUGGUCCCAUGGUAAGCAACUUUGGGAUCUAUGUAAAGAGAAGUAUGAACCAUUGUGGAUUAAAGACGGGAAUCAUUGUAACUUGGAGCUUUUCCCACAAUACAUUAAGCAUCUCAAAAAAUUCAUAUCAGCCAUUGAGAAAUCACCACAUAGGAGAAAUGGAUUUGGGCCAAUUACAGAUCAACAAGAAAAUCCCAGGAACAGCACAGAUUGUAGAGAGAAAUCCAGACCCAGCAUAGAUCAGAGAGAGAAGUCUCGACCGAGUACGGACAGGAGGGAAAAGCCAAGGCUAAGCACAGACCGAAAAGAGAAGUUGAGAGCCAGUACAGAUAGGAGAGAUAAAUCAAGAAAGAGUAUCGAUCAGCCUGAGAAAGCGAGUAAUGUCACUGAUCGGCCUGAGAAAGUGAGUAACGUCACCGAUCGGCCUGAGAAAGUGAGUAACGUCGCAGACCAGCCAGAGAAAGCGAGAAACAGCAUUGACCGUUUCGGGGAGAUGGUGAGAUCAGUCGGAUUAUGCAAUAUUGAUUGUUUCAAACCCACAGCUACAAGUGUUUGAAGAAGAGAACAGAUCAGUCCACAUAUUGAAGGUUGCAUUUUGCUCUUAUUUUAAUUUAUUUGAUUGGUUGAGGGGGUGUUUUGGUGGUAUAAUUAUGUUGUUUCUUAUCCAUUUUCUAGAGGAAAAAUAGUAAAUUAAUUUAUCCAGGACAAUCAUACAUCUCAUGAUUGUCACUCCAGCUUAAUAAAUCUUGCCUCUCUCGUGUGCAUGUGGCUUUUUGUUGUUCAUCAACUAUAUUGCAACAUGGGAAGUGCUUUCUGUCAGUUAAGUUUCUA